AUGUGCGAGAAUGCUACUACGUUCGUAGGUGCCAAGAAAGAAUUAACCGACUUCCACCAACUGUUUUGCACCCUGCAGUUCCAAGACACGAUCACGAAAGAUGCCGCAAGGGAUGGUAUCGAGUUUCGCUUCAUUCCCCCUCGUUCACCGAAUUUUGGAGGUCUGUGGGAGGCACAGGUGAAAUCAUUCAAAGGUCACUUUAAGAAAACCGUUGGACUCAGGACACUCAGCGUAGACGAAAUGCAAACCGCUGUAGUACAGAUCGAGGCUGUGCUCAAUUCUCGUCCAUUGACACCGGUUAGCAGCGAUUCUAGUGACUUUAAAGCGCUCACACCUGGACACUUCUUAGUGCAUCGCUAA
Messenger RNA from Sabethes cyaneus, 360 nucleotides. RefSeq lists its product as uncharacterized. Lineage: Eukaryota; Metazoa; Arthropoda; Insecta; Diptera; Culicidae. Gene Ontology annotation, molecular function: nucleic acid binding. The record is from RefSeq and is a predicted model, not a curated record. The transcript has a single exon. Bases 1 to 360 code for a protein of 119 amino acids.